AGUGGCGACCAGAGCAGCUGCAUGUGAAAAUGUUUGCGCCCCGCCUGGCUUGGUAUUGCCACUAUCGCUCAAUCUGAAGGUUAAUUAGGAAGAACCCUCACCGAUUAGUGUUACUAUGGCGCCGAGCCAAAAACUGCUCGCCCUUGGAGGGCAAGGAUUCAACAUCGACCGAAUCCCCGUAUCUCAAGCAAUGGCGGUGGCCUCGUUGUACUGUAGUAGACCAGCGGUACCGUUGUAGUAAUAUCCACCGUUUACAAUAGCCAACAGGAAAGGUGGUGCUGAGUGGGUAGCUAUUUAGUUUGUAGACGGGAGCGUCCACAACAAUGCUUCCCGUGGCGUCUCCCCAACAUACGGGAAAUGAUAGAGGUGUCCCUCUGACGGCCAAUUUGGAUAUGGGGGGUUCCUCCUCCCAAGGGAUUGCAGGUGGGGGCCACCAAGAAUCACAAGGAGAUAAUAAUGUUACGGGAGGAGAGAUGAACAGUAUCGACCUAGAUUCCUUUAGAAAUCAGAAGAUAAAAGAAUUUAGGGAAGCAUUGGAAGUCGACAUUCAGCGAAAACGACAACAAGCACAAAAGGAUCUAGAGGCGGCUGAAAGACAAAAAUGGGAGCAACUGAUGGAAUUCCAGCAGGCUCUACAGAGAGAACAGCAAAAGCAGGAACAGCAAAAGCAGGAACAACAACAACGAUCGCAGCAGCAACUAAGGGAGUUUCAGCAAGCUUUUCAAAGAGAGCAGCAGCAAGCCCUUCAAAGCGAGCAACAACAGAAGGAACAAGCACAACAGCAACGAUCACAGCUGCAACCACAGCAGCCGACACAGCCACAAUACGUCCCACCACCACAACCCCCACCCCCAAACCCUGCCAAUUACACCCAAGCUUCAGCUUUGUCGCAACAACAAAGUCGUGUGCCAGGGCAAGCCAAUUUACCUCAGCAACCAAGUCCCAGCCAACAGGUUCAGCAGCAACAACUACUACUACAACCUGUCCAGCAACAGCAAACAGUCCAACAACAACCUGUCCAGCAGCAGCAACAACAGCAAGGAAUGGCGAGGGUAGCCAACCCAUUGCAUCAGCAACAACAGGCUGUUGGCAUUCAGCAGCAGGGGCUGAACAUGGGUAUGCAAGCGACUCAGACUCCGUCUGCAAAUGUUGGUAUGCAAUCAACUGCUCCUAACUAUAUACAACAGCACGGACAGAGCAUGGGGAUCCAAAUACGUUCGUCUAUGCAACAAACACCACAACAGCAGCAACAACAAAGUAUACCACAAGGGAUGCAACAGGCAGCUCCGUCUGUGUAUCAGCAGCAGCAACCGCCACAACCACAACAAAGCAUGGCCUUGCCACCAUCAUCAGGACCUCAACAUAUGAUGACCAGCUCCUCGUAUGGACAGUAUUCUUCCAUGUCGGCGAUCAACCCUAUAGCAAACCCCAUGAGACAACAGCAACAGUACCAGCAAGCAAGUCCCAUGAGACAGUUGCCACCGCAAGUCCAACCAGCAAGUCCUAUGGUGCAGCUCCAAGCUCCGCCAAAUCCAACUAAGCAACAGCUACACCAGGGGGCAAGCCCAGUGAGACAACUCCAAGCAGCAAGCCCAGCCAGACAACAUAUUUCAUACAACUCUAUCCAACACCAAAACGGGCAAGACCAAAUGGCACAACAAGCUGUGCAGCAGCAAGUGGGAAAUACUGCUCUGUCCGCUGAUCGCAUGUAUCAAUCACACGAUGGAGGGGACUUUGAUGUUGCAAACUCUGGGCAAUAUCAUGAAGGUGCCUCGGUACGGAUAGCCAAUCCUAUGAGGCAACACCAGGGAAUGGGGACUUCUGUUUACACAAUGUAUAACAAUAGUUACAUGGGAAGGACGGGCAGCUCGACGAGACAAUACGACAAAGUCAUUCAGAGCAGCCCAAUGCGCCAGUACGAAGAUGGCAGAUCGCGCAGUCCGAUGCGAUAUCAUGCAGAUGGCAGGUCAGGCAGCCCACUGCAGCAACAUGACGAUAGGAGAUCCAGGAGCCCAACACGACAUCGCAUAGAUGCCAGAUCGGGCAGCCCUCUGCGGCAAUAUGAAGGCGGCAGAUCCGGUAGUCCUAUCCGAUACCACGCAGACGACAGAUCUGGCAGCCCGAUGCGACAUCACGCGGAUGUCAGGACGAAUAGCCCCAUAAGGCAGAUCGGCAUGGCAGCAGCGGCGAACCCUUACAAUCGGCAAGGUUCAGAGUAUUCAUCAGCUUAUGAUGCGAAUCAAGACUAUCACCACAUGUCCCGCUCAGCAAGCUUAUCCUAUCCGGAUCCAACAAUCGGUCGAAGUCGAAGUCCCAGCCGAAUGGCUCAUGCAGCACCUCAACAUCGAUCAAUGUCUUCGAGCUCAGUGGACACAGAAGGUUACUACCGGGGUCUACCAGGAGGUGCCAAUGAUGAUAUCUGGAGGACACGUGGUGAGCCCGAAACCUUCACUUUUGACAACGCUGAGGACGACAGAACCCACCAAAAGCCGCGAAUACCCGGAGUAUAUUCAGCCGGUGUGGAGAGAGUCAUGUCACAUCAGAACUCAAGAGAUCUAAUUCACUCGAGCUCGACUUGGAAUCCAUCUGGUCGCAGGGUCGCCAGUCCGCCGUCGCCCCGUCACCUAGAUCGUCUCGAUGAAGCUGAGCGCCUGGAACGUGAGUACGCGCAACUAACAGGGAAGAGGAUUGUACCAAGUGCUAGCAAAUUGACAAAUCUGAUGCAAGUGAAAAAGAUGCAAGAAGAGAGACGGCGCAAGUUGGAAGCGCUUACCGCAAAAGUGGUCGAAAACCGCCGCCGACUCGCGCACGAGAUGAAGACAGCAGAUCGCCCACUUGAAAUAUCCGUCGUAGAACGACUCGCUCACGAAAUGGACGUAGAAGAACGUCUCUACGAGAAAUCUUUGCAGGCCAGGGAAGGACACCGCACGCCUCCUCGCAGACCUCGCGAUCAAAGGGACGAUGAUGAGCUUCGCACAGAAGAAUACUAUACAACUCCUCGCAGGCGUCAAAGUGAUAAAAGAGAAAAACGAGCACAGGAGGAAACGAGAAUUGAAAAACGUCAUUCGCCUUCUUCCAAGCAUCACCGUGACGCAGGAGACAAAAGAAAGGAGGAACGCCCCAGGGAAGAACGUCGUUCCUCUCAUAGGCAUGAUCCCAGAGAUGAGCGCCGUGAAGAGCUUCCCGUGGUUGUCGAGGUGGAGGAGCCCACUGAAACUGACACAGGGACUGGGAUGAGAACGGAAGAGGUCACACAUAGUGCAGCCAGGCCGAAGCAUCAUCGAAAAGAGUCACACAGUGAAUACCGAAGCGAAGAGCCGUCAGGUUCCUCUAGCGCUGUGAGUGAAAGCGAUGAACAAGUCAGGGUGAGCGAAAGUAAACCCAAUCCCACGAGGAAAUCUGCUAGUAAGACUCCUCCCAAAUCCCGAAGCCACGACAAGCACAAUCGAAAAGCGGAAGCCAAAUCGAAAAAGAAGGAACGAAAAGGGAAGACCAGUGCCGAUGAAUUUCUCGAGAAACUGCGCCAGAAGAGGUCCGAGGCCGCAGCACGCCUGGAAGUUGAGGGCGAAUCUGCUGCAUACGACAGAGAGGACUUCUUGAAUACGCUCGAAACGGGCAAAGCUGCUGUCACGUUGCCGACGCGAGAUCCCAAGCUGGCCAGAAAGAAUAGAAAAUUACCGUCACUAAAGCUCACCAGGGAAAGCCAUUCAGGCGACAAGGGCGAUGGAAGGAUUAGCCCGGGCAAAGGGAGAACACAGAUUAAGAUUGUUACAAAGAAGUCCAAAACCAGUGGGCGAGUAACUCCAACGAGUGGAAGAGUAACUCCAACCAGGGUCAGCGGAAGACAAACUCCAACCAAUGGACGAGUAUCUCCAACCAACACGCGGGGAUCUCCAACCAGUGGGCGAGCAACACCAAAAGCUGAACUAGAGAAGGCUGUCGCAAGAGAUCUUGACUUGACCCAUGACGUCGAAGAAAGUCGAGAUGUCAGCACCUUGGAGGUGGAGACCGUGACAGGACCGUCCAUUUCAACGGAUCCAACCGAAAGAGCAGUCCAGCAACGUUCCGAAUACAAAUCACCUUCCUCUGAGCAAAAGGCGAACACAAAAAAACACACUGUCAUCAUGGUGAAAAAAACAGCCGCAAAGCCAACUCUGGAGCAACAGAUUGCUGCAUCUCGAGAAAAGGAACGAGGGAGAAAGGAACGUGGUGCAUCUUCAACAGUUUCUCUCGUUAGUGACAUGUCUGAAAGCGUCUUCGCUGUUGCUCCAAUAAUGUUCGACAACGAUAGCGUGGCGUACACAGACGAGCCAUCAGACCAAAUGUUCAGCGAUCUUCAUUUUGACGAUAUUGUCGGCUCACCAAGUAGCAGCGUUGCCCGAGUGUACCUGGCUGAUGAUGACACAACUGCAAAACAUCAGAAGUUAAAGGUUCGAGAAUUCGAGGGAGGUUCUGAGACCGAAGGGUUCGAAGUUGAAGAGGGCACAGGCAGUGAUACCGGGAACUCACGAUCAAACAAAGCACAGAAAGAGCCCAACGAUCCUCCAGACUCUCGAAAGCACAACGAGAAGCCGAUGUCGAACCUUGAAGCUCUUCAUGAAUUGGAGAGGAAGCUAGACGCUGAAGAUCGUAGAAAUCUCAUGCCGGAAUUGCUUGAACUCACUGAGCUCUACGGAUGGGACAUGAAAAAGUUGUUGCAAAAUGUUGUACAAUUCUUGCCCCACCUUUCAAGUGAUGGUCUGAGCGAGUCAUCUUUGCAGCACCUCUUGAGUUUACCGGUCAAGGCAUUUCGAAGCCCUCGCGGUUCUCCAGCAACCUCCCCUAUCCGUGCCACGUCCAGUCGCAAAAUCCCUGUAACUUAUUCAACAGACCGCCGAAGCCCUUCAUCCCGCUCCACUGCUGAAGUAGCGAUCCGCGAUGGGUGGCGAUCUCGUACACGGAAUGGACCCGCUACUCCUCGAACAAGGCAUGCAGCCGCAUCAACUAGAGUUGCCAGGGUAAGACAUCGUGACGAUGGAGUUAUCGACAUGGGCGAUGUCCGAAGCAGCCUGAAGAGCAUUCUCAAGAGAAACAACAGGGUCUCUCGAACAGCCUACAAGCCCGAAUUGAACAGUCUGAACGAGCACUAGCUAGCUUGCUUGGCUCCUCCCCAUAUUGGCCGAAACGGAUAUUCAUGAUAACCAUGCUAGCCAAACUAUUUUUAAAUAAAACUCUGCGCUCUUCUGCUUGC
Molecule: messenger RNA, 5230 nt
Organism: Seminavis robusta
Lineage: Eukaryota; Bacillariophyta; Bacillariophyceae; Naviculales; Naviculaceae
Source: the annotation of a GenBank genome assembly